Messenger RNA from Neoarius graeffei (lesser salmon catfish), 9379 nucleotides. It is a transcript of the gene nfatc3a, whose product is annotated as nuclear factor of activated T cells 3a. The transcript has 10 exons. The coding region runs from base 347 to 3502 and encodes 1051 amino acids. Gene Ontology annotation, cellular component: transcription regulator complex. Gene Ontology annotation, biological process: cytokine production; regulation of transcription by RNA polymerase II; calcineurin-NFAT signaling cascade. The record is from RefSeq and is a predicted model, not a curated record. Lineage: Eukaryota; Metazoa; Chordata; Actinopteri; Siluriformes; Ariidae. Gene Ontology annotation, molecular function: RNA polymerase II cis-regulatory region sequence-specific DNA binding; DNA-binding transcription factor activity, RNA polymerase II-specific; transcription factor binding.
AUAGAGUGAAGCACACAGAGAGAGAGAGAGAGAUUUACAGACAUAGAAGAAGAGAGAGAGAGAGAGAUUACAGUGUGUGGUGUUCACUGUUGAUAAACAGCGGAUGAAAAUAUUCGGCUUAUUGCAAAGUUGUUUAGAGGAUCAGCUGAACUCUGUAUGAGCGCUCACUGAGAGAGAGAGAGAGAGAUUUAGACAAACUUGACACUCGUUGGGUCUAGAACUGAUAAAGUUGCGCUGUUUUCUUGUUGUGACAGUGAUAAGAGAGAGAGAGAGAGCCGGCGGACAGACAGACAGACAGGCAGGCAGACAGACAGGCAGCAGGGACAGAAGGCGAGCUGUCAAACCCAUGAGUAGUGCAGACUGCAGCGGGAAUGAGGAGCUGGACUUCAGGCUGAUCUUCGGUGAGGACGGCCAGCAGCCGCCGCCAGGCCCCGCAGAUCUGGAGCCGGAUGACACCACGUCGUUCUACAUCCUGAACGUGGGUCAGCCUCCAGCAGUGGCGAACCAGACCCUAGGUGUCCAGAGGCAUGGAGUCCAGCCUCACUCACAGCUCAUCUCUACUUCUCCUACAGUGCAGCCUGUCCACAAGUCGUUUGAGCUCAGCUAUGAGUCCCCAGACUCCAAAUACCCUCCCAGUGGAGGUGGAGGAGGUGCAAGUAGGCCCCCCAAGGCCUUUGAAUGCCCUAGCAUCCAGAUUACCUCUAUCUCCCCAAGCUGCCAGCAAGAUCUAGAUGGAAAUGAGACUGACCUUAGGUCCAAAGGUGUGGAUGGGGACUUCCACGAGCGACCUCUAUCUCGGGACCACCUGUAUUUGCCGCUGGAUCACUCGUACCGCGAUUCAUCAUUGAGUCCAAGCCCAUGCAGCAGCUUGUCAUCACGCAGCUGGUUCUCAGAUGCUUCUUCAUGCGAGUCCAUGUCGCAUGUGUACGACGAUGUGGAUUCAGAGCUAAACGAAGCAGCGGCACGGUUCACACUCGGAUCUCCCCUCGCUUCACCGCAGGGGGCACCGCUAGAGGAGCAAUGGCAACAACAGCAUCAUCACCACCACCAUCCAGGUUACGCCCCAUCACUCUCCCACCCACACACCCACUCUCUCUCUCCACGUCAGUCACCAUGCCACUCACCACGCACCAGUGUCACUGAUGAGAACUGGCUCAGCCCACGCCCACCUUCACGCCCAUCCUCGCGGCCCACAUCGCCUUGCGGUAAGAGGCGCCACUCUAGCGCUGAUAUCUGCUACUCGGGUUCACCCCAUCACUCCCCAACACCAACCCCAGGCCCCUCACCCAGGGGCAGCGUCACCGAGGACACCUGGAUCGGCAGUCCUGUAGGUAUGGCACCCUUCCAGUGCUGCACCCCAGACCCUGACAUCCCUUCCAAGACUAGGAAAACAUCACAGGACUGUACAACUACGCUACAGCCCGGGAAGACCGAUCUAAGCCUGGACGAUUCAGGAAAUGUCUCACCGCUUCGCGAUUCCCCAGCUGACGAAUCCAUGCACGGAGUGAAAAAAGAUGGCGCUGGCGAGCAAUUCCUUUCCGUGCCGUCUCAUUUCACCUGGAACAAGCCCAAACCAGGACACACACCUAUUUUCAGAACAUCCUCCCUGCCCCCGCUGGACUGGCCCUUGCCGAGUCAGUACAGUCAGUUUGAACUGAAGAUCGAGGUGCAUCCUAAAGCCCACCACCGGGCGCACUACGAGACCGAGGGCAGCCGAGGAGCCGUCAAAGCAGCCUCCGGCGGACACCCUGUCGUCAAGCUCAUUGGCUACAACGAGAAGCCCAUAAAUCUGCAGAUGUUCAUCGGGACAGCAGACGACCGUUAUUUAAGACCGCACGCUUUCUACCAGGUUCACCGCAUCACAGGCAAAACGGUGGCCACGGCGAGCCAGGAAAUCAUGAUCGCUAGCACCAAGGUUCUGGAGAUUCCACUCCUUCCUGAGAACAACAUGUCUGCCAGUAUUGACUGUGCCGGGAUCCUAAAGUUGAGGAACUCAGAUAUCGAGCUGAGAAAAGGAGAGACAGACAUUGGGCGAAAGAAUACCCGAGUGCGUGUGGUAUUUCGGGUUCAUAUUCCACAACCUAACGGAAAAGUUUUGUCCUUACAAGCUGCCUCAAUCCCUGUGGAGUGCUCCCAGCGCUCAGCACAGGAGCUACCUCAGGUGGAGAAGUUCAGUUUGAGCAGUUGUCCAGUCAGUGGAGGAGAGGAAAUGAUCAUCACAGGUUCAAACUUCUUCCCUGAGUCAAAGGUCAUCUUCUUGGAGAAAGGCCCUGAUGGACGACCACAGUGGGAGGUGGAAGCCAAGAUCAUUCGUGAGAAGAGUCAAGGAUCAUGCCUUGUAUUGGAAGUUCCACCGUACCACAGUAAGAGCAUCACCUCCGCAGCGCAGGUGCAGUUCUACGUGUGCAAUGGGAAGCGGAAAAGGAGCCAAUCACAACGAUUCACCUACCUGUCAGUCCUGGUUAAACAGGAGCACCGAGACGAUUUGGAUCCUCCUGUCGUGCCGCCGAUGCCCAUGCCCCAUGCACAUGCUGUUGGCCUGGUUCGUUCUCCGGUCCUGCCAUCCCCAGACCACUCACAUUCACAGGAUGGGCUUCUGCCAGGCUCCCCGCGUGGCCUGGCACCUUCCCUACACCCACUCCAGACACCCUGUGCUUCUCUUCACUCACCUACCUUCUCUCACCUGCCUCACCUCCAAGCCCGAGGUCUUCACCCACCUCCUGAAUGCCAGAUGCCCUUCCAUUCAGGCAGUGUGCCUCCCUCCAGGUUGACCUACCCUCCUCUCCAGCACAACCUACCCUUUAACGGCCAAGUCAGUCUACCUGGAGCCAGCUCUCAGUCCUACGAGCGCGUGCCCUUUCAGCCCGAGCCAGCCGGGUGCCACCCUUUGGGAAUGGGCAUGGUGUAUGGCUCACCAGUUUCAGCUCCCGCCUCUGGAACCAGCCCCUCAAGCCCCAGCCACUCUUCUCCUCAACUCCACUCUCUGGGCUAUCACUGUGCCACCCCAGCUCAGGUGACCUCACCUACCCACUCACUUGGUCAGCCUGGAAUGCAGCUCCAGCACUCGCUUAGCUACCAUCCAGUCGGGCAACGUUCAGCCUCAUGCCCGACUCCCUCCAACGUUCCAGCCCGGAUGGCACCCCUGCCCCAUUCUGGUCCAUCCUCUCCUCAAGUGCACUCACUGCCCUACCAGUCCCCCACCUCGUCUUCUCCCACCAGCAGUCCUCUGGGUGCCCAGCCAUCACCCCAGGCCAGCAGUCCCGUCAUGACAGGGAUUCCCACCGCAGGAACCAUGGUGCAUCCGCUGGCGCCACAGCAAGGCCCGUUUACCAGCGAGGGAGAGAGGCUGAACAUCAAGCAGGAACCCGAGGACAGAGAGCCCACGUUCCGCUCUAUAGGCCUGCAGGAUAUUACACUGGAUGAUGUGAACGAGAUCAUCGGCAGAGACAUGUCUCAGGCUCCGGGGGUUCAUGGAUCCUCAAGCACGCUCGGUCACUCGUAGUCCGGUACCCGCUGCUCUCACUCAUACAGCAGCACGUCUUUGAGUCCCGACGAGCUCUGGACUCGAGAGACGCAGACAGACACAGCGCUUCCAUCCACACACAUCCUUUCAAAUGAGACCAGACCCAGGCGGAGAAGAUCUACUCAUGCUGACGUUCAUUCAAGUAACCGAGCAUCGCACCAUUUCGAAAGAAUGAGAAUGUUACGGGCAGACUAAGCAAUCAAACGAUCAAACAAAAACACGCCGGAUAAUGUGGCUACAAAUAAUAAUCACAGUCCCGAGUUUGAACAGUUCAUCUCUUUCUUUCUCAGCUUCUUCUCUCGCAGUAGUUCUCAGGCGCUUUUUUUUCUUUUUUGAAUCUAAUGAAAAGAGCGAUCUAUGCAGCCCAGGACGAAUAUGCAAUACAAAAAGAAUCUCAAAGGCCACAUGUAGCAUAAUGUACGUAGAUGCUUUGCUCUGGAUUUCGGGUCAAAUUUGGAUGGAAAAUUGAAUUCAAGAGGAAUUUGAUCAUCGCUGAUGCUGCCUCUUGAAACAAGCGUGGUCCCAGCAGCACCCCCUGGAGGACAAGCUGCUGACGUGCUCAUGAUAUGCAACAUUCCACACUUUUCGAGUGUCUUUUUUUUUUUUUCAUGGACGAUCACCCUUUCUCCUCUUCAGGUUGAACAAAUGCCUUAUAAGCCUAGAAGCUUGGAUUGACUGAAAAAAUAGCUUUUAACAGACAUGUUGUAUUGUUCUUUUAUUUUUCUAUAUAUUUUUUUCUUCUUCAUAAAGCUGAAUUCUGUGCCGAAGACACAGUUGAAGUUUGCGUGUUUUGCAUUUCAAGUUCUAGUGUGCGGCAAAGCGUGUAACGUUUUCAAACGCGGUACACCCAAACUCAAUCGAGUAGAAUCUAUAGAGGAAAUCUAUACCACUGCAGGACGUUAAAUUAGAGUGUUUGAGACGUUGAGAGAAUCUGUCAUAUUGUCAGUGUGUCAGCUGAUACUCCCGUGUGCCUUUCAAGUGACAAUCAUACUUAAAUAUAGGAUAAACCACCCACAGAUGUUCAAUAUGGUGGUCAUAUUGGCGUGGUUGGAAAGGCUGCUUUCAGAGUGUACAAGGGUUUGGUUUUGGUUUUUUUUGGGGGGGGUGUUUCUGACACGAAGAGUGCAUUCUGUGCCGUGAGGAAAAAGCUAAACUGUAACCAUAACCCUGUGUUUAUGCUAAUAAGCAACAGGCAACCAGUCAUUUUCUAUGGACAUGUGAUAUGAAUUUUAGCGACAACAAAAUGACAUUGCAGGGGGUUUUUUCAAUUCUAUGCAAAUUAGGAAAGCAACAGAUCCAAACAAUUGGCUUGAAUGAUUCCUCUCUGAACAACUCGAUGGCAUGUGUGGUCCAAUAUCCUUCAGUUCCCCUCUCACAAUUUUACUUCCUACACACAAAACCAGGGUCCUGUCAUAUACAAACUCACAUAUAUAUAUAUAUAUAUAUAUAUAUAUAUAUAUAUAUAUAUAUUAGUGCUGUCAAAAAUGUCACGUUAUUAACGCAUUAACUUGACUCAAUUUUAACGGUGAUAAUUUUUUUAUCGCGAGAUUAACGCUCUGUGACAUGAUGUAGGUUUUUCAUAAGCUUUUGAAACUGCCAGGAACUUGGAACAGAGACUUUGCUUAGAAAACCGAUAGCAGCUAGACUGUAAUGCCACGCCCCGCACAGCCAGAGUCCUCUGCCCUCCUCCCCCAAAGAACCAGCGCGGGCAGGGCGCGCUAGUAGAGAUGGGAUUUAUGGCUCUUUGAUGGGAUCCGCAUCUUUGUGAUCCGUUCUUUGAAAAGAGCCGUUCAAAAGACUGGCUAAUUUGGCUCUUUUUAAAUAUUUAUUCAGUUUUAAGAAGACAGUGUCUAAAGAAGCCAGAUCCCUCUGAACUGUAAACUCAAUGCUAUCCCAGAAAUCCUUCCUGUAAUAUGCAAAUUUGGCCACCUCCGAUUGGACAGCGCGACGCAUCAACAGGCAGAAAGUGUAAAAGUACAAAAUGUGUUAAGUGAGCUGAAACAGUAAAGAUCAGAUUCAAUGCAAUAUUUAUCAACGAACAACUUAAACUUAAUAUAAUAGUGUACUUUAUAUUAUAAUCAAGCAUGUCAAGCCUACCGUCACUGUGUAACCUAUCUCUCUGAUUAGAGUUGUAGACUAACUCAAACAGUAGAUCAUUUCACUCAUGGUUCUCUUGCUAGCCCCGCGCCGGUGCUCGGCUUAGGUUUCACUUUGCAGUGGCUGUGUCAAGACGUGUUAUGCUUUGCAAUAAAAAAAACAUUGGUACAAAGCAAGCCCAUUCACUUUUUUAUGCUGAUAAGAGAAUUACAAUGUUUUUUUGUGUGACAAAAAUGUGCGAUUAAAUUGCGAUUAAUCGCGAGUUAACUAUGACUGUCGCGACAUUAAUCGCGAUUAAAUAUUUUAAUCGCUUGACAGCACUAAUAUAUAUAUAUAUAUAUAUAUAUAUAUAUAUAUAAAAAGAGGUUAUUACACGGCUGCACGAAGAUAUGAAGUUUAUCUUCGAGUGGUGAGUGGAUAUAUCACGAGUGAGUGAAGCAAACAAGUGAAAAUAUUUUCAACAUGAGAAGGUAAACUUCAUAUCUUUUCGACACUGUGUAAUGUUAUUUAUAUUAUAUGGACACAGAAACAAAAAAAUACACAAGUUAAUCUAAAGAAUCUUAAUUUUGAACCGGUUCACCAUUUUGACAAUGCGUAUCUAGUCAGUGGGAAAACACCGGGAGUGACGUCGUCGGAGUGAAAUAUGGGGAAAUUAUUCUGUCCACAUUCACUGGAUAUGAGCAAUCGCAUGCUCUGAUUGGCUACUCUACUACAGCUCAUAUACCGUGAGUAGAGAAAAACAAAAUGGCAGAGCAUGUUGCUGAACCAACCGAGGAUGAAAUAAAAACUACUCGAAAACAAAACCCCAAAAAUUAUCAAGUAUUUAAAAGGAACAGAAAUAGCUAAAAGAAUAUAGUUGUUGUCUCCCCCCCACCCCCAGUAUCUCCUGUUCCACACUCCAGCCCAGUCGGUGGCGGUAAUGCACCGUUAAGUUUGUUUGCCAAAUGCCUAAAACCCUAAAGAAUAAUAAUAAGACCCCAAAAAUACAAAAAAAUAUAUAUAUAUGGAAUAAAAGUAUUUGACAGUAAUAAUAUAUCUUUUUUUAUUUUUCAAUAAUUAUUUUAGCAUUUUUCAUAAAUUGCUCCUGUCAUUUCACCGGUUUGUUUACAUCCUAAGUGGAAAUAAUUUUGUCAGACUUUUUGUAUAAAGUUUUUAUUUAUCGAAUUUGCUAAAAAUAAAAAUGCCCCGUUUCUCAAAAUCCAGUGAAUGUGGAUCGAAUAAAACAGUUAUUCCACUUAUUCUCGUCGUACAUGGCCGACUCGGUGCUCCACGCCUCAUUGACUAUCAGCUCAUGCACGACUCGAUUUCGUGGAAUAACUGUACGCAAGUUAAUCAAAAGAAUUUUAAUUUUGAACCGGUUUGCAAUUUUGACAACACGCAUGUCCAGUCAGCGGAAAAACACUGGGAGUGACAUCAUCGGAGUAAAAUAUCGAGAAAUACGUCACUCAGAUCCGUGAUGUAUUUCAUAUGAAAAAUGCAAGUUUUUCAACACGAGAAGAUAAACUUCAGAUCUUCAACCCAACGUGUGAUUUUCUUUUUAUUAUAUCGACACAUUCACAAACAAGAAGUACCCAAAUUUAUCAAAACAAUUCAUUGAUUUCCUCACGAGGGACAAACAGUAUGUCACAGUUUUCGUUCUCCAUGUCCCGGAUGUAGGUCGUAUGAAAAAUACGAGUGGUGUAUUUCCCAGUAAAACACUCGUGUCUUUUUAAUAUAUUUGAUGUUAUGAAGGAAAAUAUGCUUGAAAAGGAAAUAGCAGAGAUGGCUGAUGGAUUUGCUUGCUUUGCUUUUACUCUGAUUCGUGCAUUUGUGUCUAACUAGUUAGCUUUGAGUAGCUACAAUUCAUUGAUUUCCUCAUGAGUGACGACACAUAGCUGCUCCAGUUUCUGAUCGGAAGUAAAUAAAAAACAUCAACGACAUCAGUAUCAGUGGCUACACAUUUCUCAGAGACAAACCACAAGCAACACAAACACCUGCCAGUGCAAACGUAGGGUAAAAAUAAGUUACAGGGUUUGGCUAAUCAGCUGUGUUUAUUAACAGUGAAGAUUAGUUUGAGUUCUCUUUGUGCUCUGUGUUGAAAAAUCUCCUUGCAUUUCACUGUCUUUUCUACAAGGACUUAAAAAAGUUUGAAUUUAAAAAGAAAAAAAGAAGUCACAUUUCCUCCGCCUUGUGGCUGCUUGACAUAAAUGUGCUGAGGGAAAAACGCGUAGCAGACAGCUGAGUGCUGCAGAAUCUGAAGGUGCACAAAACUCUUAAAAUUAAAGUUUUUUUCAAUUAUCAUCUGGUUUCAUAGUUCAAACAUUCUAGAUCCUGAACAAAGCAUUGUAGAUGAUGAUGAUGAUGAUGAGGGUACCUUCUUUCCCUUUGGGAAUCAAAUGAAAUCAGUGUUUAAUAAAGAACGUCCGAAGGAAGUGAAACGUUAUAAGGCAAGGACUUGUACAUUUACUUUGAGGCUCAUCUCGAGGAAUCGAUUCAUAAUGAACAUUGGGUGCUAUCUUUCUGUAAGUAAUGUAUUUUUCGUGUUGCUGCGUAGCUGCAGUUUUGACAGAAAUACAUCUGUGAAGAAUUUGUAUCGGAUCCCUGCCUUAAAAAAUUGACAGUAAUAACGACUGUGUUUAUUUUUCUAUUUUAACCUCCUAAGGCCCAAGCUGUUUUUUUUACAUGCAUUUUUUAUUUCUCUUUGCUAUUUGGGCUUAUUAGAACCUGAUUAGAAUAAAAACUAAGCAUCAUCUUUUGAUAAGAUGUACUUUUAGAGAAAAAGUACGUCCACAUAUGUGGAUUCUUGUUCCGAAUUUCCAUAAAGUGCUGUCCACGCAUGUGACCGCUAAGCCCUAGGAGGUUAAGGAAACUGGUAGAGUUUCAUAUUUGGGUCUUUGAGACUGAGCGGUAUUAAUGACUUGUUAUAAAUUGAAAACGUUACAAACAAAAAAGGACGAAAAUUUGGAAAGAAAAUUUGCUAUGCACUAAAACCUGCCUGUUGCCUUUUGACAAAAUAAACUAUUUUUAAAAAAAUAAACCUUGAUGCCUCUAGACAUAGAUGCUAUAGAGCAGCUUAAAGGUAGAACAGUGUACGCUAGAUAUCUUUUUCUCUUUGUCAGAGCUGUGUGUGUGUGUGUGUGUAGAGGACUAAAGUGUAUUUGUGAGCACCUUAGCAUUCAUAGACAACUGUUGUUGUUUUUUUUAAAUCCUUUUAAAAUUUCAGCAGUGAGAAGGCACACGGAUGCAUUUAGGCUAUGCAAAGACAGACAUCACCACGUCAGCACAAUAUCUGGUAUCAAAGAAAAACAGCAGAUAUGUUCGUUCGCCAGCUCUUGUACAUAUAUAUAUGUGUGUGUGUGUGUGUGUGUGCCCACCCGUAGUGACUGGUGACAUCAAUGCCACUUUUGACUAUUUAAUUUAAACUAUCAGAUCUACAGUAGGAACGCCUUAAACUUGUAUUUGAUACACAGAUGUUUGACUGUUUUGGUUUGAUUUAGGAAUAGCUUUUAAAACUGAUCUGUCGAAGGAGGGAAAAAUGGAAAACAGGGGAAUCCUGGGACAGAAACCCGUGUUCCCUACAAACAUCCACCUUUGUCCCAUUCUUCAAACCAAAGACCGAACAAUGUGUUCCUGUUUUACAGACAGAUGACAAACAGACUCGAAAACUCUAUUUUUGAUACUUUGAAGAAGAUGGAUGUCAGGAUGUCAUUCCGAAGGUUGGGGGGGGAAUUUUAUAUAUAUAUAUAUAUAUAUAUAUAUAUAUAUAUAUAUAAACAUUUU